Messenger RNA from Penicillium subrubescens, 186 nucleotides. RefSeq lists its product as uncharacterized. Bases 1 to 186 code for a protein of 61 amino acids. NCBI's taxonomy places the organism in Eukaryota, Fungi, Ascomycota, Eurotiomycetes, Eurotiales, Aspergillaceae. The transcript has 2 exons. The record is from RefSeq and is a predicted model, not a curated record.
AUGCACGAAGCAGUGAAGGAUCUUUGCUCAAAAAGUGGAAUUGGGAAGAACUGGGCAGAGCGUGUGGAAAGUGGUGACUGGGAAGUGGAUGAGAACGGCGUUACUGGUGGGAUUGAAAAAUUCAAGGACGCUGAUACCCCAGAGCACUGGAAGAAGUACUAUAUACCUUGGAAGAGGCUUGAUUGA